AUGCCAAAAAUUUGUGACGGGUGCGUACAGCAAGUGCUGGUUGGAAACGUAUUCCAGCAGUCGCUGCUACAACCAGUGCAGGCCUUUGGUCCUGCACUUGUCCCGCAUUACCCUCGCAGGUACGCCAUGAUACAACAACGCGUCUCGUCCGACCUGGAAGACGUCGACGUGGAAAACGAAGCAAUCUUGGGCUACAACAACAUCCCCCCGACAACUGCGCAUUGCAUUCCAACGCGAAAAGAUCCAAUCCAAUCCUUGGAUUCCAUGACGUACGAAUCGGAUCUGAUCAAAACCUGGGAGCAGGACCCUUCUCAACAAAAGGGGUUUUAUCGGGAUGUCGAAAGACUACGUCGCUACUUUGCCGGAUUGCCUGUUAUCAAGGCCGUCUAUCGCGUUUUGAAAGAGGCCAAACAAAUCAAACUACUACUCGUUGUAUAG
Messenger RNA from Phaeodactylum tricornutum CCAP 1055/1, 438 nucleotides. RefSeq lists its product with no specific name. NCBI's taxonomy places the organism in Eukaryota, Bacillariophyta, Bacillariophyceae, Surirellales, Neidiaceae. The record is from RefSeq and is a predicted model, not a curated record. The coding region runs from base 1 to 438 and encodes 145 amino acids. The transcript has a single exon.